AGGAGCAGGUCAACUACAUCGAUCAGAGAGAUUAAAAAGCCGGCAGGAGCGGAGGCUGACAUUUAUAAACGAAACAGCUGAGUGUUUAAUGUUCACACGCUGCUGUACUCAUUCACAGUUUGCUUACUUUGUGUAGCCGUUUGGCAGUUUGGCUCGUCAACAACGUAAACAAGCUCCAAACACUUGGCUGUCAGCUAUCAAUAACCAGCCAUGGCUAUCGAUAAAUCCAAAGUGGCUAUCGGGUUCAUAGUGGCGGGGGUCCUCACGGUGUUCUUUGGGACGCUGCUGACUUUUGUGGGACCCAUAAUCAUCGAUGAUCAGAUAGUGAAGAACACAGUGAUUGACCCGAAGAACAAGAUGUCCUACACCAUGUGGAAGGACGUCCCUGUGCCAUUCUACAUGUCUGUCUAUUUCUUCAACGUCCUCAACCCUAAAGAGAUACUGAAGGGAGAGAAGCCCAUGGUGGAACAGAAAGGACCCUACGUAUACAGAAAACGCAUUCAGAAAGACAACAUCACGUUUCAUUCCAACGGCACAGUGUCCUACAGGGAGUACAGAAGAUACUUCUUCGAGCCGACCAUGUCUUCAGGGAACGAGUCCGAUGUUGUCACGAUUCCAAACAUGCUGGUGCUGGGUGCAGCAGUGAUGAUGGAAAACAUGCCCUUUGCAGUGCGUUUAAUGAUCAGUGCAACAUUCAAGACUUUCAAAGAGGGGCCCUUCCUGACCAAGACAGUAGGGGAGCUGAUGUGGGGUUACGACAGUGGUCUGGUUGAUUUCCUCAAUAAAUACCUGCCCGGCAUGCUGCCCUCAUCGGGGAAGUUUGGCCUGUUUGCUGAGUUCAACAACUCCAACACCGGCCUGUUCACCAUCCACACCGGACAAGACGACAUCAGGAAAGUCCACAAAGUUGACUCCUGGAACGGCCUGACGGAGCUGCCCUACUGGAGGACUCCUCAGUGUAACAUGAUCAAUGGAACAGCUGGACAGAUGUGGCCUCCCUUCAUGACCAGAGAGAGCACUUUACCCUUCUACAGCCCCGACGCCUGCAGAUCUAUGGAGCUUGUUUACCAGCGUGAUGGAGUGAUGAAGGGUAUCCCUCUGUAUCGAUACGUUGCACCCAAGACCUUGUUCGCCAACGGGACAGAUUACCAACCUAAUGAAGGCUUCUGCCCCUGUAGACAGUCCGGUCUGCUCAACGUCAGCAGCUGCAGACACAACUCUCCAGUCUUCAUCUCUCAUCCUCACUUCUUUAACGCUGAUCCGGUGCUGCUGGACUUCGUGCAGGGCCUCCGUCCAUCAGAGGAAGAGCACGGCCUCUUUAUAGACAUCCACCCACUCACGGGCGUCCCUCUAAAUGUGUCCAUCCGCCUGCAGCUCAACCUCUACAUGAAGAAAGUGUCAGCGAUUACAGAAACUGGCAAGAUUUCUGAGGUGGUGAUGCCAAUGAUCUGGUUUGAGGAGAGAGGCUACAUAGACGGCCCCAUCCUCACCACGUUCCACACAAACCUGGUAGUCCUACCUGCUGUGAUGGAGUACAUGCAGUACGGCUUCAUCACCCUCGGCCUGGCCACGAUAGUAAUCGCCGCCCUGAUGCAUCACAGACUGAAGAGGUCUCGUACAAAUGUGGAAAUGAUUUCCACAGGAGUGGAGAACCCUGGGGCCUCCGCUAAAGAACGAGUAAAAGGCGCACAUUACCACGAAACAAAGGAGAAAUGUAUCAAAUAACUCAGAGAGGUAAAUGUGAAGGUGGCACCUCAACAGAUGGAAACAAGAGCACUUCAACCGAAGAGAGAGAACCUCUACUAUGACAUGACAUGGACUGACAAACGCACACACACACAAGCACACACAGAGCUGGCAUUGUGCAUUCACUGAUUUGCCAACUUUAUUCCACUAUCUUGAACUGGAACACUGAUACAUGGUGCUCUGCUCGGUAUAUUUCAAAGAGACUUGCACACAAGUGAAGUGAUGCCAUAUUUUAGUAUUCUGUAAAGUUGAUGACACUCAAAGACUCUCUCCCACUUCUUUAAGUGUGUUUGCAUUGAGGCUGUUUGGGUUGAGACUGUUCUGUCUCCUUAAGGCAGGACAUGUGAAGAUGCUCUGUCACUUAAAAACACUUUUUUUUUUUUUACUAAGUUCUACCAAAAACAGACAUUUCCAGCGUGUUAAUUUUGCUCUGCUCAGUGUUCGCUGAUCAUCAGCAUUGAUCUGAAACAUUUUAUAGUUUUAUCACUUCAUCAAGGGCAGUAGACAGUUACUGUGGUGGCUUUUUGUUUUGUUUUGUUUUUUUUACUGUGAUUUUAAAGAAAUGUUUCUGCAUCAACAACAAGGGAACUUAAUGGGCAGAAAAGCUGACUGUAAGGUGUACUGUAUUUUACUACCAGUGUGCCUUCCUCAAGGUGGAAACCUCUUUAUCCAACUUACCUCUGGGUCCUUGUAUUUCAUGUGCACUGUAGGAGUUGAAACUGAAGAAUCAAACACUCCUCUGUCAUAUAGUGAGUCGAGCAGAGCGGACGCAUUCCUGUUUGUAUACUACUGUCUUCUGUAAAGGUGUGAAUGUAUUUUUUGAUGCAGUUUGGUGUCAAAUGCCUCCUUUAUUAUAAAUAAGUGAAUGAAUGAAGAUUAACUUGGAGAUAAUAAAUGUUCCAUUGUUUAAAAUACUGUUUAUGAACGUGUGAUUUCGCUUUCCUGUGAGUGUCUCAACUGUUCCAUCUGCAAAUAAAAUAAAAAGUGUUUUUGACAAACAUUGCCAGCCGACUCAUGUGGGCCGACAGGUAGGGAAACCACCGGCAGGCAUCUAUUAUAGUUAUUACACUGUUAGUCACGGUGUUCCUGAAGAUUAAAGCGAGGUAUUUAAAAUCAAAA
This is a messenger RNA of Epinephelus lanceolatus (giant grouper), 2865 nucleotides long. It is a transcript of the gene scarb1, whose product is annotated as scavenger receptor class B, member 1. Gene Ontology annotation, molecular function: scavenger receptor activity; low-density lipoprotein particle binding; lipid binding. NCBI's taxonomy places the organism in Eukaryota, Metazoa, Chordata, Actinopteri, Perciformes, Serranidae. Gene Ontology annotation, cellular component: caveola; cytoplasm. The record is from RefSeq and is a predicted model, not a curated record. Gene Ontology annotation, biological process: cholesterol import; plasma lipoprotein particle clearance; recognition of apoptotic cell.